Messenger RNA from Salarias fasciatus (jewelled blenny), 2157 nucleotides. RefSeq lists its product as uncharacterized. The record is from RefSeq and is a predicted model, not a curated record. Bases 1 to 2157 code for a protein of 718 amino acids. Gene Ontology annotation, molecular function: nucleic acid binding. The transcript has a single exon. Gene Ontology annotation, biological process: DNA integration. NCBI's taxonomy places the organism in Eukaryota, Metazoa, Chordata, Actinopteri, Blenniiformes, Blenniidae.
AUGAAAGACAUUAUGGUUAAGUUGACAGUAAAACCAGACUGCACACCCAAGAGCCUUAAAGCUAGAUCUGUCCCCUACGCUAUCAAACCAAAAGUAGAGGCUGAGUUAGACAGGCUAGUGAAAAGUGGAGUGCUGGAACCUGUAAGCACUCGUGAGUGGGCUACACCAAUCGUUCCAGUCAUGAAGAAGGAUGGCAGUCCAAGGAUCUGUGGUGAUUUUAAAGUCACAGUAAACCCAGUCUUAACUGCAGAGCAAUAUCCUUUACUGCUCAUCGAUGACCUUUUCUCAGGCUUGGCUGGAGGUCAAAAGUUCAGUAAGAUUGAUCUGUCCCAAGCGUACCUCCAAAUGCGUGUCGAACCGCAGUCACAAGAGCUCUUAACCAUUGUGACACACAAAGGACUGUACAGGUACAAGAGACUUCCUUUUGGGAUCACCUCAGCUCCUGCGCUGUUCCAGAGAGCUAUGGAUCAGAUACUGAGUGGUCUUUCGGGAGUCCAGUGCUACCUUGACGAUCUGCUCAUCACAGGACCAGAUGAACAGACUCACCUGAAGAACCUGGAUGCAACACUGAAACGUCUGCAGGACUACGGUUUGAAAGUUCGAAAAGACAAGUGUGAGUUUUUCCGCCCAUCUGUUGAAUAUUUGGGGCAUGUGAUCGACAGCGAGGGGCUCCAGACGGCGCCAUCAAAAGUCAAAGCUAUUGUGGAGGCUCCAUCACCAACAAACGUGAGUCAAUUAAGAUCGUUUCUUGGAUUACUGACUAUCUAUGCAAGAUUUGUCCCUAACCUUGCAAACAGACUGAAGCCGCUGCAUGAACUGUUGAACAAAUCGACAAAAUGGAAAUGGACUGAAAAGUGUGAGAACGCAUUCAAAGAUGUGAAGCUGGCACUCACCAAGUCAGAGGUGCUUGCUCACUUUGAUCCAAAAUUGCCAAUCCAGCUAGCGUGCGAUGCCUUGCCCUAUGGUGUCGGUGCUGUUGUUUCUCAGAUAAUGCUGUCUGGUGAAGAGAGACCCAUCGCUUUUGGAUUGAGAACGUUGAGUAAGGCAGAAAGUAACUAUGCCCAGAUUGAACGUGAAGCACUUUCUAUUGUGUUUGGAGUAAAGAAAUUCCACCAAUACCUUUUUGGCAGAAGGUUCACGUUACUAACGAACCACAGACCCCUGACCUCCAUAUUUGGUCUGCACACUGGCAUCCCUUCAAUGGCGGCCAGCCGCAUGCAACGUUGGGCUCUUCUUUUGUCAGCUCAUCAGUACGAGAUCAAGUACAGAAAGUCUGAUCAACAUCAAAACGCUGACGGACUCUCGAGGCUUCCGUUACCUGUCAAGCACAGUGAACACGUGAAAUCUAAAAUUUUCUACUUCAAAGAAGUGACUGCUGCUCCUGUAACUUCUACUCACGUGAAGAAGCACACACACACUGACCCUGAGCUAUCUGAAGUUGUGGACAUUGUCACUCGUGGAAGGGGAGGAGAGAUGACGCCAAAGUUACAGCCUUACAUGUCAAGACGUAAUGAGCUGUCAGUGCAAGCUGGAUGCUUAUUGUGGGGCUAUCGUGUCAUCAUUCCACCGCCCUUGAGAGAGAGAGUGCUGAGCAAACUCCAUACUGGACAUUGUGGAGUGGUGCGAAUGAAAGAAAUUGCGCGCAGUUAUUUCUGGUGGCCGGGUUUGGAUGCGGCUAUUGAAGAAAAAGCUAAAUCCUCCUCUGAUUGCGAGAAACUGAGAAACCAACCGCAACUCGCUCCCUUACAUCCAUGGGAGUGGCCAGAAGAGCCUUGGCAAAGAAUCCACAUAGACUUUGCUGGGCCACUGGAGAACCACAUGUUCUUGGCUGCAGUGGAUGCUCAUAGCAAGUGGCCAGAAGUUGCAGUGAUGAAAAAUACAUCUUCCUACAGAACCAUUGAGGAACUCAGAUCAAUGUUCAGCCGUUAUGGCCUGCCCAAACAACUUGUCAGUGAUAACGGCCUGCAACCGGUAUCUGAAGAGUUUGAGACUUUCAUGGAAAAGAAUGGCAUUCAACACAUAAAGUCUGCACCGUUCCAUCCAGCUACAAACGGGCUUGCAGAAAGAUUUGUACAAACCAUGAAACAUGCUCUCAAAUCAUCUCCAAGUUCCCAGUCUCUAAACCGCCGACUCAAUGCGUUCCUGUUGUCCUAUUGA